AUGUCCAUGUAUCCGCAUCGCGCCAUGGGCGCGGUGCCCCCCAACAACUCGGCCCGGCUCAACGAGCUCCUCGACCAGAUCAGAACCGAGUUCGACACGCAGAUGCGCCAAACCGAGGGCUACGAACAUCAGAUCCAGGCCCAGGUCCAGGAGAUGCAGCUCGUCAGAGAAAAGGUUUACGCCAUGGAGCAGACGCAGAUGAAUUUGAAGCAAAAGUACGAGGAAGAGAUUGCUAUGCUCCGACGCCAGCUUGAGGGGGCCCGCGGAAACGCGCCGCCUAGCAUUGGCGGCCCCCCUCCUCACGCUGGACCGUCGCAACAGCCUCCCUCCAUUACACCCGGGACUGGCCUCUUCAACGGCAUCAUGACCGGUGGCGGCCAGGCCCAACUGGCCCCUCCUCCUCCCCCUCCUCCGCCUCAGGACCAGCAAAUGGGCCCGCAGCAUCAGAUGGCACAAGGCCCCCCGGGCCUCCCGGGCCCGCCGCCGCCGCCCCCUCAGUCGCAGCAGCCUUUCCAGCAAUAUCCCCAGGGUCCCGGCGGACCCGUCUCUAAUGGCCUUGGCUCCCAGCCUCCUCAGACGACCGCAUCGCCUGGCCCCGGCAGACGCGGAAUCGGACGACCUCCCGCGGCUGUUGGUCCGGCUACUCCUCAGAUCAACACCCCGAUUCCAUUCCCCGGCGCUACGCAGUCGCCCCAAGUCAGCCAUCCGACGCCUGAUCACGCGCGGAUGGGAGGUCCUCAUGCCCCUCCUGUGGGAAACGCUCUUGGCGAUCUUGACCCUGAUCGCCUGCCUCCUCAUUCCAAGAAAUCGGGUCACGACUGGUUCGUCAUCUUCAACCAGCAUGUGCCGCGGAUGCUUGACGUCGACCUGGUCCACACUCUUGCGCACGAGAGCGUUGUCUGCUGUGUGCGAUUCAGCCACGAUGGCAAGUACGUGGCCACCGGAUGCAACCGGUCCGCACAGAUUUACGAUGUUCAGUCCGGUGAGAAGCUGUGCGUUCUUCAGGAUGACACUGUCGACAUCACCGGGGAUCUUUACAUCCGCAGCGUCUGCUUCAGUCCUGAUGGCAAGUACCUUGCUACUGGUGCCGAGGACAAGUUGAUCAGAGUCUGGGAUAUCCAGUCCAGGCAGAUUCGCAACACCUUCUCUGGCCACGAGCAGGACAUCUACUCGCUCGACUUUGCCCGCGACGGUCGUACGAUUGCUUCCGGAAGUGGAGACAGGACCGUCCGUCUCUGGGAUAUUGAGCAAGGUACCAACACUCUUACUUUAACCAUUGAAGACGGUGUCACGACGGUCGCCAUCUCUCCCGACACCAAGUAUGUCGCGGCCGGUUCGCUUGACAAGAGCGUCCGCGUUUGGGAUAUCCACCAGGGAUACCUCCUGGAGCGACUUGAGGGCCCUGACGGCCACAAGGACAGUGUCUACAGUGUUGCUUUCUCUCCUAACGGCAGAGACCUGGUCAGUGGCAGUUUGGACAAAACUAUCAAGAUGUGGGAGUUGAGCACGCCUCGUGGUCUUCCCAACCCCGGUCCCAAGGGAGGACGUUGCGUCAAGACUUUCGAAGGACACAGAGACUUUGUUCUCUCCGUCGCUCUGACUCCCGAUGCUGCCUGGGUCAUGUCCGGUUCCAAGGACCGCGGUGUGCAAUUCUGGGAUCCUCGCACUGGAGCCACACAGUUGAUGCUCCAGGGUCACAAGAACAGUGUUAUCUCCGUCGCUCCCAGCCCGACGGGAGGCUACUUCGCCACCGGCUCUGGUGAUAUGCGGGCGCGCAUCUGGUCAUACCGAAGUGUCCAGUAG
Molecule: messenger RNA, 1803 nt
Organism: Colletotrichum graminicola M1.001
Lineage: Eukaryota; Fungi; Ascomycota; Sordariomycetes; Glomerellales; Glomerellaceae
Product: WD domain-containing protein
Exons: 5
Coding region: 1-1803 (600 amino acids)
Molecular function (GO): protein binding
Source: RefSeq, a predicted model, not a curated record